Messenger RNA from Zymoseptoria tritici IPO323, 162 nucleotides. RefSeq lists its product as uncharacterized. The transcript has a single exon. Gene Ontology annotation, cellular component: extracellular region. The record is from RefSeq and is a predicted model, not a curated record. Lineage: Eukaryota; Fungi; Ascomycota; Dothideomycetes; Mycosphaerellales; Mycosphaerellaceae. The annotation marks the transcript as partial.
CUCCAGAGCAGCCCACAGUGCUGCGCUGUCAACGUGCUCGGAGUCGCUUCCCUCCCCUGCACCGCACCCACUGUCGACCUGUACAGCCGCGAGGACUUCGCUCGCCACUGCGGACAGUCUGGUGCCACCGCUCAGUGCUGUGUCUUGCCUGCUGUAAGUUGA